AUGAGUACUAAGUAUCCAGAGAUGAACUGGGAGGUACCAGACCUACCCGAAGAAUUCAAGCUAUUCAAGCAGAGAAUGGAGCUUGUGUUGGCAGAUCAAGAAAUAACUGAAAACAAAAAAAAGGCUAUAAAAAUCAAAAUCGCUGUAGGCAACGAAGGUUUGCGCAGAAUCAAUGCGUCUGGGCUAUCAGAGGCCGACCAAGAAAAACCACAAGAGCUGUGGAAAUUAUUUGAGAAACAAAUAAAGGUAAACAUUAAUUUUCGGGUCCAUCGUCUCGAGCUGAUGCGAUAUCGGCAGAGACAAGAUGAGAGCAUUGACGCAUUCGUUACUCGAUGUAGAGACAAAGCCAACACAUGCGAUUUUGAGGACUCCGAGCUUGCCGAGCGGAUAAUGGAGGUAGUCAUCACCUCAACACCAAGUCUAGAAUUCCAGAAAUUCCUAUUGGACCAGCCUAAAGGAUAUCUAAUCGAAGCAAUUCUUGUAGAGGGUCGAAAAUACGAGGCAGUUGCGGCGAGCAGAAAAUGCCUAGAAACGCUUGAGCCGGCUAAAGAAAGCAUAGAUUCAUUCAAGCGGAACCAGGGACGAAAGACGUGUGGAAACUGUGGACGUAUCCACAAACCUCGUCAGUGCCCUGCGUACAACGAUGUGUGUCGUGCCUGUGACACAAAGGGCCAUUGGGCCAAGUUCUGUAGAAAGGCUAAGAACGAUCGUAGUCGAAAACCAGAUCGUAGAUCAGAUGACCAUAAAUCUGAUGACCGUAAACCGAAACACGGUAACCAAUCACGAUCAAAAUCAAAGGGUCGAAAGUAUAAACCGAUUAGUGAAAUGGAUACUGAACAUGAUACUAGCACAGAUCAUGAACAUCAACAAUCAGCAGGUCCAUCAAACUUCGAACAUUUUGACACCAUACACACGAUCGGAACACACACAGUGAUCAACUCAAAGGGUACAGUAGCUUUUGCAAACAUUGACAUCAUAUGCCCACAGAAAUCAGGUCAGCAUUACCUAUAUCUGAAGAUAGACUCUGGGGCAAGCGCUAAUACUAUCACAGUACGCACAGCCAAACAAAUAUAUGGUGACAAGUGGAGGCAAGUAGUGAAACGUACACCAGUAAAGCUAGUAGCAUAUGGCGAAAUAUCAAUACCAUGCGUUGGUACACUAGACAUAAAGUGUAGAUACAAGAGUCCAGAAUGGUAUACACAUACAUUCUACGUAGCAGACGUGAAUGGACCAGCUAUCUUAGGGUUGUUAGGUUGCACAGAUCUCGGGAUUAUCACAAUCCACACAAUGCACAAGGACACACCUACACAUACACCUAUCACAAGUGUUAGUGACCUCAAACAAACAUACCCAGAUCAGUUUGAUGCCAUAGGAAGCUUUAGCGGGAAAGCAAUGCUGCAUCUGAAAGAUGAUGCAGAGCCAACCAUAGAUGCACCUAGAAAGUGCAGUGUCCAUCUGAAGGACAAGAUCAAAGCCGAACUAGAUAACAUGGAGAAGCAAGGAGUCAUCAGAAAGAUAGAGAACCACACAGAUUGGUGUAGCUCGAUGACCACCGUUGUGAAGAAAGAUGGAUCCAUACGGAUAUGUCUUGACCCCAGAAGGUUGAACGAUGCCUUGAAAAGGUGUCCACACAAAAUUCCAACCUUGGAAGAAAUCCAACCAAUCUUCGCAGGAGCUCAAUUCUUCUCCAAGCUAGACGCAAAGGCUGGAUACUGGUCAGUACACCUAGCAGAGGAAUGCCAAGACCUGACCACCUUCAGAACACCAUUUGGAAGAUAUUGUUUCCAAAGAUUACCCUUCGGCUUAUGCACAAGCCAAGACAUCUUCCAGCAACACAUGGAUAGGAUCGUCCAGAAUGUGCCUGGCUGCGUAUGCAUCGCAGACGACAUUGCCAUUGUCGGGAAAACAGAGGAGGAACACGACAAGAAUCUCCACUUACUCAUGGAGACAGCGAAACAGGAAGGACUCGUGUUCAACAGCUCCAAGUGUACUAUCAAGAAGGAAGCUAUCAGCUACUUUGGAUCCAUGUACACAAGAUCUGGAAUCUUCCCAGAUCCAAGCAAGGUUGAAGCUAUCAACACAAUGCCUUCACCCAAGGACAAGGAAGAUGUUCAGAGAUGCCUAGGAUUAUUCACAUACCUAGCACCAUACAUUCCUAAUCUAUCAGAGAAGUCAGCACCACUUCGUGAACUCCUUCACAAGGAAAUUCCAUUUGUCUGGGACGAGGAUCACGAACAUGCCUUAAACAGCCUGAAAAGCGCAGUCUCAUCGGGAGCAUGCCUGCAGUUCUUUGACCCAAAGAAAGAGACAACCGUUGAGGUAGAUGCAUCAAUGAAAGGGCUGGGAGCAUGCCUGCUCCAAGAUGGCAAACCCGUAGCUUUUGCAUCCAAAAGUCUCUCCAAUUCACAGUCCAACUACUCGAACAUAGAGAGGGAAAGCUUAGCCCUAGUGUUUGGUAUCGUCCGAUUCCAUACAUACCUAUUCGGGAAGGAAUUCACUGUGAUAACAGAUCACAGGCCUUUGGAGACAAUUUGGAAGAAACCUCUAAGAAGCGCACCACCUCGUCUACAGAGACUAUUGAUCAAGGUACAAGGAUACAGAUGCCAAGUCAAGUACCGACCUGGGAAAGAAAUGAUUCUUUCAGAUACCUUGAGCCGUCUUCCUAACCCCAAGGAAGCACGCGAUGUUCCACUAGACAUCAGAGUGGAAUCAAUCUGCUCCGAAGUAGAAGACACUCAUCAAAUCGACUUGAUCUUCUUCGGACAACACAAGAGAACAGAACUCCAGAGGGAAACAUCCAAUGACCCUGUUCUUAGGUCAUUGUGGCAGACAGUCACUCAGGGUUGGCCUGAAACUCUUCAGGAGCUGCCGACAUCCCUCAGGGAAUUCUGGUCUUACAGAGAUGAGAUUGGAGUAUCUCAAGGAGUACUCUUCAAAGGAAGCAGAGUCAUCAUACCGAAGACACUUCGAGAAGAUAUCCUCAGACAACUUCAUCUUGGACACAUGGGAAUCGAGAGCACGAGACGACUAGCUCGUGAGACAGUGUUCUGGCCACACAUCAACAAGGACAUUGAACAGCUCGUAAAGCAAUGUGCUGCAUGCCAGGAACACCAGGCAAGGCAACAGAAAGAGCCGUUGCUUCCCCAUGAUGUACCUUCAGCACCUUGGACUAGACUAGGAACAGAUUUGUUCAUGCUAGACAGACAAGACUAUUUACUCGUCACUGACUAUUACUCCAAGUAUCCGAUAGUCUACAAGCUGACUGACACAUCAAGUGCUGCAGUAGCCAACGUGAUGAGUGGAAUCUUCAGUCUAUUUGGUCCACCAGAGGAGAUCGUAUCCGACAACGGUCCACAAUUUGUCGGGAAGCACUUCAAGGACAUGUGCCGGAAGUGGUCGAUCACCCAUACAACCUCUUCACCUCACUAUCCAAGAUCCAACGGACUAGCUGAGAGAAUGGUUCGUACCGUCAAGAAUCUGUUGAAAAAGUGUUCACAGACUGGCCAAGACAGUCAACUGGCUAUGUCACACCUAAGAGCAACACCCGUUGACAGUCACAUGAGAUCACCUGCAGAGAUGUUGUUUGGAAGACCCAUCAGAACAACACUGCCAAGUCAUCAUCUUUCAAGAGAAUCUACCACCACUGAUCAUCUCUUGAAUCGACAGAGUAAGAUGAAAGAAACGCACGAUCGACAUGCGGGUCCAGAUCUUCCACCACUCCACGUAGGACAACCAGUCAGAGUCCUACAUCCCAAAGAUCAUACUUGGAUACCAGCCAAAGUAUCCAAAGUCUGCGACGAGCCUAGGUCGUAUGAAGUAUCAACACCUAACGGAGGAAUCCUGAGACGAAACCGAUCUCACCUGAGGGAGAUUCCAUCGUCAACCAACCCUACUCCAAAGCGUGUUAGGUUCGACGAAGAUUACACUUCAUCUACUCAAGCAGAAACACCACAACAGAAUGGCAACAACCAUCAGCCAACACCAGAAACUCAGAACAUUCAAUCUAAAGGACCAACAUCAAACUCGCAAACCACAACAAGAUAUGGACGCAACAUCCGUACACCAGCGAGAUACAUGUUUGAAGAUUGA
Messenger RNA from Strongylocentrotus purpuratus (purple sea urchin), 4089 nucleotides. RefSeq lists its product as uncharacterized. NCBI's taxonomy places the organism in Eukaryota, Metazoa, Echinodermata, Echinoidea, Camarodonta, Strongylocentrotidae. Gene Ontology annotation, biological process: DNA integration. The coding region runs from base 1 to 4089 and encodes 1362 amino acids. The record is from RefSeq and is a predicted model, not a curated record. Gene Ontology annotation, molecular function: nucleic acid binding. The transcript has a single exon.